AUGGAGGAGGUCGAGACAGCACCAGAUAUUUUCAUCCGCUACGACUACCCCAGAUUACUCGAUGAGAAUCGCCAGGCUGUCGCGGGCUUUCUUCGCGUGCCUGUGGAGACCGUUGUCUUUGUUCCCAAUGCAACAACAGCCCUCAAUGCCGUGUUGAGAAACUUUGAGUGGAACGCUGAUGGCAAGGACGAGAUUCUCUACUUCAGCACUAUCUACGGCGCUUGCGGCAAGACUGUUGACUACGUCGUCGAUACCAGGCGGGGCAUGGUAAACAGCCGGCCCAUCAGCAUCACUUAUCCCUGUGAAGAUGAUGAAAUUAUCAACCUGUUUGAGAAGGCUGUGGCUACUUCAAAGGGUGAGGGCAAGAGGCCCAGGUUAUGCAUCUACGAUGUUGUCUCCUCUCUGCCCGGUCUGCGGUUCCCCUUCGAGGCGAUGACAAGCAAGUGCAAGGAGCUGGGCGUGAUGACAGUUAUUGACGGCGCGCAAGGGAUUGGCAUGGUGGACUCGAGACUGGACGAGCUCGACCCCGACUUCUGGUUCAGCAACUGCCACAAGUGGCUCCACAUCCCACGAGCCUGUGCUGUCCUUUAUGUCCCGGUUCGGAAUCAGCACAUGAUGGCAUCGACUGUACCCACCUCGCACGGCUAUGUGCGCAAGUCAUUGAGGAACUCGACAUCCGGUACAGGCAGCAAGAGCGCCUUUGUCUCCAACUUUCAGUACACGGGCACACUCGACUUCUCGCCGUACUUGUGUGUCAAAGAGGCGCUGGCCUGGCGAAAUGAUGUUGUGGGGGGCGAGGAUAUAUUGCAGGAGUACAACAUCAACCUGGCUAAAACUGGUGGGCGGAGAGUUGCCGAGAUUCUAGGCACAGAAGUGCUCGACAAUAAGGCGGGUACAGCCAGUGACUGUGCGAUGACAAAUGUUAGGCUCCCGAUUCGGAUUGCGAAGAACGGAAGCAACUCGAGUGCAGCAGAGGAUGAGUCCGUUCUCACAGAAGAUAUCGUCAACGAUGUUGCGCAGUGGAUGAUGGACACCCUUGUGCGAGACUACAAAACAUUCAUUGUGGUCUACAGCCAUGGGCAGCAUGUGUACGUUCGGCUGAGCGCACAGGUGUAUCUGGAGCUUCAAGACUUUGAAUGGGCGGCAGAGACACUGCUAGAGCUCUGUGCGAGAGUCGCCAAGAGAGAGUACGAAGGGCACAUAUAA
Messenger RNA from Thyridium curvatum, 1206 nucleotides. RefSeq lists its product as uncharacterized. The transcript is spliced from 2 exons. The record is from RefSeq and is a predicted model, not a curated record. Bases 1 to 1206 code for a protein of 401 amino acids. Lineage: Eukaryota; Fungi; Ascomycota; Sordariomycetes; Thyridiales; Thyridiaceae.